GCUAUGAUUGGCCUGGCUCGGCUCUCGCCACGCCCCUUCUGCGCUCGGAUUGGUUCCGUGUUGGGUGCCCGCCCCCUCGCCGCCAGCCAUGGCGACGCAGCUCCGGCUCCGCUCUGCGCUGGCCCUGGUCACAGGUGCGGGUAGCGGCAUCGGCCGAGCAGUCUGCGUGCGCCUGGCCCGAGAGGGGGCCUCUGUGGCUGCUUGCGACUUGGACGGGGCAGCGGCACGGGAGACGGUGGGGCUGCUGGGCGGGCCAGGGAAUGUGGAGGGGGUGCCCCGCGGGGCCCACGCUGCUUUCCAGGUUGACGUGUCUGAGGCCGUGGCCGCUAGACAACUGUUGGAACAAGUGCAGGCCUGCUUUUCUCGCCCGCCAUCUGUCGUCGUGUCCUGUGCGGGCGUUACCAGGGAUGGGUUUCUGCUUCACAUGUCUGAGAAUGACUGGGACAAAGUCAUAGCCGUCAACCUCAAGGGCAUCUUUCUAGUCACUCAGGCUGCAGCCCAAGCCCUGGUGUCCAAUGGUGGUCGUGGCUCCAUCAUCAACAUCAGUAGCAUCGUAGGCAAGGUGGGGAACAUGGGACAGAUAAACUAUGCAGCAUCCAAGGCUGGAGUAAUUGGGCUGACCCAGACUGCAGCCCUGGAGCUUGGACGGUUGGUCAGACACCUGGGGGUUCAGGGGGCUUUGCUGAGACAUGGGAUCCGCUGUAACUCUGUCCUCCCGGGGUUCAUUACAACACCCAUGACGCAGAAAGUGCCACAGAAAGUGCUGGACAAGGUGACUGGAAAGAUCCCAAUGGGACAUUUGGGGGACCCUGAGGAUGUGGCAGAUGUGGUCGCAUUCUUGGCAUCUGAUGACAGCAGAUACAUCACGGGUGCCUCAGUGGAAGUCACUGGAGGUCUUUUCAUGUAACUGCCUCAAGGACCCUGGAUCUGCUCACUCCCCAUCACUCGGCCCGGCCUCCUGCUGAUGAGGACUCUGAAUUCCCAGGCUACAAAAGGGGUGGCAGUGUAUGGCUCAGGAAUGCUGAAUAUGGGAGGCAGGGGUGCUUGUGACCCCAAUAAAUUCCAAAUCCUCUU
This is a messenger RNA of Rhinolophus ferrumequinum (greater horseshoe bat), 1074 nucleotides long. RefSeq names its product hydroxysteroid 17-beta dehydrogenase 8 (gene HSD17B8). The transcript is spliced from 9 exons. Bases 89 to 907 code for a protein of 272 amino acids. The record is from RefSeq and is a predicted model, not a curated record. Lineage: Eukaryota; Metazoa; Chordata; Mammalia; Chiroptera; Rhinolophidae. Gene Ontology annotation, biological process: estrogen biosynthetic process. Gene Ontology annotation, molecular function: estradiol 17-beta-dehydrogenase [NAD(P)+] activity.